Messenger RNA from Pieris napi, 1317 nucleotides. RefSeq lists its product as uncharacterized. The transcript is spliced from 2 exons. The record is from RefSeq and is a predicted model, not a curated record. NCBI's taxonomy places the organism in Eukaryota, Metazoa, Arthropoda, Insecta, Lepidoptera, Pieridae. Bases 266 to 1255 code for a protein of 329 amino acids.
UUGUGUAAACGGCAUUAAAGUAAACAUCAAAAUAAGAUGUUUUAUAUGUGAUUCCCCUGCUCGCGCUUUUAUCAAAGGUGUUUGCAAUUUCAAUGGAAAGCACGGUUGUCUAAAAUGCACUACAGUAGGAAAUUACUCGCAUAAUACCCAUACAGUAGUAUUUUCGUCAAAAAUAUCUCCUCCAAGGACUGAUGAAGAUUUUAGAGAAUUGAAGUAUGGUGCCCAUCAUAAAAUAGAUUCACCAUUAUUAAAACUACCUAUUGACAUGGUUGAACAAUUUCCAGUGUCAGACUCGUUGCAUUUGAUUCAUUUGGGCAUUAUGAAAAGGCUACUUACGGGAUGGAAGGACGGCAAUUUCUUCAAGUUAAAGACUAAGUGGUGUGCACGAGAUAUUGAUCAUGUUAAUCUAUUUCUCGGUAAGUGUAAGUUGCCUUCUGAAAUUCAUAGAGCAGUAAGAACUCUAGAUUGCAUAGCAUACUGGAAAGCAACCGAAUACCGAACAUUCCUUCACUAUUUGAGUUUAAUAAUUUUGCAAGAAGUCUUACCAGCAGACGCAUAUCAUCACUUCUUGAGCCUGUUUUGCAGCGUCACAAUUUGUUAUUCUCCAAAAUACAACCAUUUACUUCGGUUAACUAAAGAAAUGUUAGAAUAUUUCGUAGAAAAUUAUAAAAACUUUUAUGGUGCCGAUUAUAUUACAAGCAACGUGCAUAAUUUACUACAUGUUGCAGAUGAAGUUGAAAGAUUUGGCCCAUUGCCAACAUUCGAUGCAUACCCUUUUGAAAAUAAACUUUUUUUAAUAAAAAAAAUGCUAAGACAUGGAAACAAACCACUGUCUCAAGUAGCCAAAAGGCUAUCAGAACAAAAUAUAAAUUCAAAAUCACUGAAAACAAAAUGCUCGUAUGAAAAGCCUUUUUUAUCGAGACUUAGUGACACUGAGGUGCUUAACUUUGAGCAUUUUAUAAUUUCUUGUAAAGAGAGGAAUAAAUAUUUUCUAUCAUCAACUGAUGAUAUUAUUGAAGUCCUAAAUAUAUCAAUUAAUGCUAAAAAGAUAAAUAUACAAGGUAAAAAACUUAUGGGGAAAAUGCUAGUAUUUGAAAAACCUCUUCGGUCAUCGUUCCUAAAUAUCUACAAAGUCUGCGAAAUAAGUUUAGAGAAAAUUGAUAUCGUUCUGAGCCCUGAUGAUGUAAACUGUAAGCUAGUGUGUAUUGUCCACGGCGGAUUCCUGUAUUUUAUACCACUUUUACAUACUUUAUAAUUUGAAUAUAUAAUAUAGUGUGUUUAUUUAAUGUAUAAAUAAAAACAAGCUUUUAAAAAUAA